AUUCUGGCCGUUACUGCUGGAUCGGGCUGGAGAGAGAGUCGACUGGCCACUUCCGGUGGACAGAUGGAUCAGCUUUCAGCUACAACAACUUCCACUCUGGUGAGCCAGACAAUUACAACAAUGAGGAGGGUUGUGCGCUGAUGCCCUUGCAUGACUCUAACUAUCCUAACGGCCUGUGGAGCGACAAGAAGUGCGUGGCUCAUUACGAUCUCUCUUACUUCGUGUGCAAGAUGUCCGGGUCCUCACAGACACACACCAGUGCACCUGUCGUCACAAACCCGCCAAGUCAAACGCUUACUUCUGGCACACACAAGUUGUAUGUACAAGGGACAAACCUGAUGAUGGACGGACAUCGUGUCUUUUUGUCCGGUACUAACCAACCGUGGGUUGCAUACGCCUAUGAUUUUGGGAACCACCAGUAUGCCUCGAGAAAGACUAAAUUUGAGCAGGCUCUACAACAGGUCCAUCAGGCUGGAGGAAACUCUAUAA
Messenger RNA from Mizuhopecten yessoensis (Yesso scallop), 489 nucleotides. Its product is annotated as low affinity immunoglobulin epsilon Fc receptor-like. The annotation marks the transcript as partial. Lineage: Eukaryota; Metazoa; Mollusca; Bivalvia; Pectinida; Pectinidae. The transcript has 3 exons. The record is from RefSeq and is a predicted model, not a curated record.